This is a messenger RNA of Seriola aureovittata, 1673 nucleotides long. RefSeq names its product F-box protein 36b (gene fbxo36b). The transcript has 4 exons. The record is from RefSeq and is a predicted model, not a curated record. The coding region runs from base 38 to 937 and encodes 299 amino acids. Gene Ontology annotation, molecular function: protein binding. NCBI's taxonomy places the organism in Eukaryota, Metazoa, Chordata, Actinopteri, Carangiformes, Carangidae.
GGAGGCGUUAUUACCAUGACAACACACAAACUUUGACAUGGCGUCUCUUUUAACAGACCCCUUGUUUGAAAUCUCUGGACGGGGUCCUCCACCUAAUAAGAAUUUUUACCAUUUUACUGUCACCAAGUCAGAUGUGAUAUGGAGAUGGUGGAAGAUAUCUCUGAGAACUGUGGACAGGUACUCCAAGCCUGGGGAGCUGAGGGAGUCUCACCAGGACUUCUUGGAUGACACUUUGCUACAGAGUGAGGUCAGUAUGGUUUUUGGCCGUCGAAUCUUGCUGUACACCAAGGCUUUGUGCCAAGGCCAUUAUGAUUAUCUGGAGCACCUGUCUGACUCCUUACUCCUGCGGAUAAUAAAUUAUCUAGAACUAGAGGAUGUGGGCCAGCUUGGACGAACAUCACGUAGGUUCAGGCAGCUAUGUGGGUCAGAGGAGUUUUGGGAGCAGGCAGUGCGGCGGUGCUGCAACACAGUUUCAGUUGAGGUGGCGUCCCUGGCACUUGAGGUGGGCUGGCGCAGCAUCUUCUUCACAAGCAAGCUACAUCUGCAGAAGCUGAUCAGCCGCAGGAGGCUAAAGACAGAGGAGCAACAGGAAGGACAAGUCUCUGACCCAGAUAAAGAGGCAGAGGAAUCUCCUGAUGAAAGCUCAGAGACAAACCAGAUGUCCAUUUCUGAGGAGGAAUCUCACCCUGGCAUUAUCCCUGAUCUGAGCCUUGGCACUGGCACUGGCACUGGCUCUGGCUUUGACGCCAGUUCUUGCUGUGAUGUUGAUCCUGACACCAACCAUGAACUAGAGGCUGGCUCUGAUUCCAGUGAGUCUGUGCCUGACCAAUGCUUGGAGGACAUAAAGCACUGUGGGGUGGAAACAUUGGCGCAGAGCAGUCCACUGAGGAAUGGUAGAGGAGACUGCAGUACAGAGCCAAACAAAACACAGAGUUAAGCCUUUUAUCAAAUGUUGAGUAAGUCCUGUGUUUUAGGCUUACUGUUAUAUUGAUAUGCCAUUUAUACGCAGUUCUCAUCCUAAAAUGAGUUGUGUAUUGAUUAGUGAAAAAAUGUUGACUUUUAUUUGUCAAAUGUAAUUUUUUCAAAAAUGAUUGUUGUUUGUUGUCAGCUGUCAAUCCUCUACGGGAUAUUUGAGGACAUUUUCAUACGUCCAUUCUGUCCAUGACUUUUCAGACUUAGCAUACAUUAAUAAGACCAAAAAAAGAUAUAACAGGACAUUGUAUAUCAUAUCAAUUGUUUAUUGUAAUACACAGAAUACUUUAAUUGUAAAGUUAGAAAAUAAAUUUGAUAUACAAUAUACAAUAUAAUGUCAGUCAUAACUAAUUCCAAGUAAAAUCUCAGUAUCCAAUUGCCACUUUGAUAGGAUGAGUCUCAGCUUUACUUGAGGGGACACAAACAGGGUAAGUAAUGGCAAGGUAAUGUGAUAAUGCAUGGGUUAACCAGGAACAGUUCAUGAAGCAAGUGGUCAGUAUGCAGAUUAACAGAUCUGGAAAAUUAAUAGAUACUGGAUCAUCAGUAUCUAGAAAUCUUCUCAAAUGACAUUAUCUUGAUUCAGAGCUAUUCAUGAACAAUAAGUCAUUAAGUAGCUUAUUAAUUUCUGAUUUGUUCCUUUUCAACUAGGCAGAAUUUUGUGUGGCUUAUUAUGUUUGAGCCUUUAGUCAUCCAUUGUUUCA